Thrips palmi is the source of this 563-nucleotide messenger RNA. RefSeq names its product LHFPL tetraspan subfamily member 2a protein-like. Lineage: Eukaryota; Metazoa; Arthropoda; Insecta; Thysanoptera; Thripidae. The record is from RefSeq and is a predicted model, not a curated record. Gene Ontology annotation, cellular component: membrane. The transcript is spliced from 3 exons. Bases 1 to 465 code for a protein of 154 amino acids.
AUGGGCCACGUGAUCGUGACGGCGCGCUCCCUGGCGUGGCUGCUGCUGUCCCUGGUGGCGCUCAUGGCCGUCCUCGGCGCGCUCGUGUCCCCGCGCUGGAUCGUCGCGCCGCCCGUGGCCGCGGUGGCGGGGCUGCUGGCGUGCUGCGUGCACGCCGUCUGCGGCAAGAGCAUCCUCGGUGUGUGCGGCGCGGCGCAGGCCGGCGCCGGCGUGCUGUACUUGCUGGGGCUGUCCCUGUACGCCGGCGGCUGGGGCGCCGAGCGCGUGCAGAGGCUGUGCGGCCCGGAUGCCUCCCCGUUCUACCUUGACUCGUGCUCGCUGGGCUGGGCGUCGUACAGCGCUGUGGCGGGCGCGCUGCUCACCCUGGUCGUCGCGGUGCUCUCCGCCCCGGCAGACCGCGCGGCGCGCAGCGACAAGGUGCAGGAGCGCAUCUACCGGGGACACACCCUCGUGUGCAUCGCGUAGCCAUCGCGCACGGCCACACCAAAGCCCGUCUCACUAAUUUAUUGUGUCGUUUGUCGUGUACAUUAAAGUCUCCAAAGACGUGUUUUGUUUUUCUAGCA